GCAAAAGGAAGCUUUGCAAUAAAGUGGCAAACACACUGUGCACAGAGUCCUAGGCCAUGUCAAACAAAGGUUAAAUAACAACCCCCCGUAUUAAGCAGUUAACCUAGCGGUUUCCAGUGGCAGGAGACUUCUUCUAAGCGAAGUCACUUCUACAGGGACGUCAUCUGAUCUUGAACCAUAGAGUGACCGGUGGUUAAUUUGUUAUAACAUGGCACAACAAUCCCUUGCCCCCUCUGAGCUUGAUUUUGUUGAUGAUUUUUACUUCUCGGCGCUCUUUGAUGAAGAGCAAGAAGGAGGAGGAGGAGAAAUCUUUGAAGUAUCAGAUGCCAAAUAUGCAGAAGAGUUGCAAUUCCAGGAGACUUUAAUGGGUUCUGUCAUCGUUUCUCAAAUGAAAAGCAUUGGGCCAUCACCGAUGAUGAUAGAAGGAAUCCCAGUAGUGCUUCCUAUUUCAGAUCAGCCUAUGCGUGUGGAGAUCAUCGAUUUAGAAGCCGGUGAGUCUUCUUUAAGUUUCUGUGAGAUUUGUGCUGAGAGAAAAGAGAAUGAUCAAAUGUUCAAAACUGAGAGCUGUGUUCACUCAUUUUGCAAUGACUGCAUAAGCAGACAUGUGGCCACUAAGGUCCAAGACAACAUUAGAAUAGUUACUUGCCCUGGAUUGAGCUGCAGGGCUGUCCUUGAAAUGGACACCUGCAGGCCUGUACUGACUAGGGGAGUGAUUGAUCGUUGGGAGAACGCAUUAUGUGAAGAGAUGAUUAAUGCAUCCCAGAGGUUUUACUGUCCAUUCAAGGAUUGUUCAGCUUUGUUGGUUGAUGAUAAUGAAGGAGAAACAAUUAGAGAAUCUGAAUGUCCCUUCUGCCAUAGAUUGUUCUGUGCUCAGUGUUCUGUGCCUUGGCAUCCCGGGGUUGAUUGUGAUGAGUACCAGAGGCUGAAUGAGGACGAGAGAGGGAGAGAAGAUCUCAUGGUGAGGGAACUUGCUAAGGACAAGCAGUGGGGUAGAUGUCCUAAGUGCAAGUUCUAUGUGGAAAGAACAGAAGGUUGUCCUCACAUGGUCUGCAGGUGUAGGUUUGAGUUUUGCUAUGGGUGUGAAGAACAAUGGGGCCCAACUCAUGGAGGAUGCACUAGGAUAUAAGAAGCAGACCAAGCCUCAGAGAAGUGGUAUCACCAUCAACCACGGUGUAAAGAAGAAACUACUAGUAAGUUGUUUUUAGGUAUUCAGCAAGAAGGUGUGUCAAGGAAUGAAGCUACAGUUGCUAUGCUAUUUGCAUCUUGUAAUGGUCUGACUGCAAAAUGUAUUAAGAAAUUUCUAAUGCUCUAGCCUCUGUCGGUCUAUUUCUUCUUCUUUCACUUUGUUCUUGCUGUUUUUUUCUUUUCUUUUCCUUUCAGACAAGUCUCUCCAUCAAUGCUAUCUGCAACUUAAGUAAGAUUUUGAUGACAAAUUUGAUAUAAUUGAGUGCUGUAGCUUUGUUCUCCCU
Populus trichocarpa (black cottonwood) is the source of this 1469-nucleotide messenger RNA. Its product is annotated as E3 ubiquitin-protein ligase RSL1. Lineage: Eukaryota; Viridiplantae; Streptophyta; Magnoliopsida; Malpighiales; Salicaceae. Bases 209 to 1126 code for a protein of 305 amino acids. Gene Ontology annotation, cellular component: ubiquitin ligase complex; cytoplasm. The record is from RefSeq and is a predicted model, not a curated record. Gene Ontology annotation, biological process: ubiquitin-dependent protein catabolic process; positive regulation of proteasomal ubiquitin-dependent protein catabolic process; protein polyubiquitination. The transcript is spliced from 2 exons. Gene Ontology annotation, molecular function: zinc ion binding; ubiquitin conjugating enzyme binding; ubiquitin protein ligase activity.